This is a messenger RNA of Myotis lucifugus (little brown bat), 493 nucleotides long. Its product is annotated as alpha-1-acid glycoprotein-like. The coding region runs from base 12 to 392 and encodes 126 amino acids. The transcript is spliced from 4 exons. The record is from RefSeq and is a predicted model, not a curated record. Lineage: Eukaryota; Metazoa; Chordata; Mammalia; Chiroptera; Vespertilionidae.
CUGGUCUUGCCAUGGCGCUGCCCUGGGCCCUUGCAGUCUUGAGCCUUCUUCCCCUGCUGGACGCCCAGAGCCCAGCGUGUCCCAAUUUCUCGGUGCCCAUCACCAAUGCCUCCCUGGACCAGAUCUCUGGCAAGUGGUUUUAUAUCGCCUCGGCUUACCGCUUACCCGAGUACAAGAAGGAAGCUAGCGAAAUCCAUGCAUCUGACAAGCCAGAGGGGACCCCGGAGCAAAUGCAACAGUUCUAUGACUACCUCACGUGCAUGGGCAUGGACAAGUCGGAAGUCAUGUACACGGAUGAGAAAAAGAAUCUGUGCCUGCCGCUGGAGAAACAGCACAACGAGGAAAGAAAGAAGGAAGAGGAGAGGUCCAAGACAGGCACAGCAUUGGAUUAGGACCUUGGGGACUUUGGGGGCCUAUCCUGAGAACCCCAACCACCCUGUGCCUCAGUUCUUUUCCACAGUUGCACCAAUAAAGUUUCUGCAUUUGGAAUAGG